Molecule: messenger RNA, 2218 nt
Organism: Vespa crabro (European hornet)
Lineage: Eukaryota; Metazoa; Arthropoda; Insecta; Hymenoptera; Vespidae
Exons: 8
Coding region: 131-2173 (680 amino acids)
Source: RefSeq, a predicted model, not a curated record
UUAAGCAAUUUUUUAUAUUUAAUAUUUAUUGUGAAAAUUUAAUAUAUUUCUAUGAUUCAUAAAAAACAUUAAUAUUUAAUGUGAAACAUUCUUAAUUGUAAAUAUUUAAUAAUUAUCAAAAAACACGACUAUGUUAAGUCAAUACAACGAUAUUGAAGAAGAUGAAGAAGUUAUAUUUGAGGGUAGUGAAUUGUAUGAACAUUUAUCUGCACUGGGAUAUGCAGAUUUUGAAACUGCAACAGUUCCUAAACCUCAACUGACGUCACAAAAGAAAUCUAUCUAUAUGAAUGCUAAUAUUAUCAAUGAUAUAGGUAGAAACAUCUAUAAAUAUAUAUUGGAUUUAAAAUCUUGGAUAACACAGGACAGUAGUAUAUCCAAAGAACAAUUGCACAUUAUUUUAAGUGCCAAAACACUUUUAGACGAUCAUGCAUGUGCAAUUAAUAGUUAUACACAGAAAUAUUUUCCUUCUACACCAUGGAAAAAAAUGUUAAGGAAUUUACUUGUUAAUGGUACAAUAAUAUCUUCUUUUACGUACUUAAUGUUCUGUAAAGACAAAAAAGUUUCAAAUGUUAUAAUAACAUUCUGUAUAUUAUAUUUCACUGGUUAUAGAAACUACAAAGAUUUACAGGCAUGUAAAGAAUUAAAACGAUUAGUAUUAUUACAAAAUGAAUUUUAUGAUUUAUGUAAUAAAGGAUUAAAAAUUUUGAAACAUAAUUACAAGAUAAAAAUUAAUUCUAAGAAAACAAACCAACCAUUUCAUGAUCUUAUGGGAGAAAGAUUAAUAUACCUACAACCAAUAAUGGAAAAUUUAAUUAAAUCUAUGGAAGAUCUUUGUCAAAUUUAUCAUCAUAUUAUUUCUAUUAUGACAGCACAAUAUCCUAAACAUAUUUUAAAUCAAUUUAUAAUAACAACAUUUGAAGAUAAUGCAUUUAAAAUACGUGGAGAAAUUAAUUAUGAAACAUUGAAGCAAUUAUAUUAUACUUAUGUUCUUAUGCAAUCAGAACUAUUAUAUUUACUCGCUAUUGCAUAUGAUAUUAAAACAUGGUCUUUAACUUGUGAUAAAAUUUCCAAGGCAAACCUAUUUUAUAUUACUUAUAAAUUGAAUAAACAAUUGAUAAAAUACAAGAAUAAAUUGUCUCUGUGUAUCAAUUCUUAUUAUAAUUGUAAAGUGGAACCAGUUCAAUAUAAUUUUAAGGGUACAGUUACAUCGAAAUGGCAAGACCUUUAUUUACAUUUGAAUUUGACAUCUAAUAAGAUUCAACAGGCAUAUGAUCGUAUAAUAUCAAUGAUUAAUGAUAUUGAUACCUGUACUGAUGAUACUUCAACCAAUAAUGAGAUGUUAGAAAAAAUGAUGGAAAAAAUGGAUGAAGUGUAUAAGCAAAUAGACGUAGCUAGAAAUUUUGCUGAAUUUAGUAGUUUAUUAAUAACAAAAAUAAAAUAUAAAAAUUCUAAAACAAGUUAUACAAAACAAGAUAUUAGAAUACAAAAUGUAAAUGAAAACUUGCCAGUAAUAAUUGAUACAGAACCAGAAAUACUUGAUGAGGUAUUUGAAGAAUAUAUUAAAGAAGAAUAUCUGAAACCUUUGUAUGAAGAAGAUCAAGAGAUUUUAUUACAAGAAUAUAAGUUAGAUAAAUUGUUGGCAAAGAAUUUUAUGAGUGAAUUAAAAGAAGCUUUGAUUGAUAAGCAUAAAACUAUGUCAGAAAGAGAAUUUAAAGCACUUCAACGUAUGUACAAAAACGUAAUAAACAGUGCAAAUGAUUUGGGGAGUAAUAACCCAAAAUCUUCAAUACCUAUACCACCUCCAAUGCCUUCUUUGUUUAAUAAUUCUAAAUCGUUACGUAAUAAUGAUUCUAUUAAUUACGACGAUAGUGAAAUUUUUCCUAUAAAAUCGACAAAUACAUCGAAUACUGAAAUAUUUCAUAAACAAACGUCAAAUGUAAAUAAUAUCGUAGAAAAUUUUAAAUAUGCAAAUGACAACAAUGAAUCAACGAUUGAAGAUAACGAAGAUAGUAAUGAUUUUAGACUAUUGUCAUCGACAAAAUUUCAAAAUCCUGUUAUACAAUUUGGAUUAAAUAUGCCUCCUAAGUUACUAUCUAUGAAUGAAGAAAUGUUUAUAGGUAGUGGAGAAAAUUCCGAAAGUGACAUUGAGCCAGAAAAUGAUUCAAUUAAAUAAUAUUCUGUAUUCAUUUAUAAAAAUAAAUAAUAACAAAUUUCAGUA